Hypanus sabinus (Atlantic stingray) is the source of this 1881-nucleotide messenger RNA. RefSeq names its product C3a anaphylatoxin chemotactic receptor-like. The record is from RefSeq and is a predicted model, not a curated record. Gene Ontology annotation, molecular function: complement receptor activity; G protein-coupled receptor activity. Gene Ontology annotation, cellular component: plasma membrane. NCBI's taxonomy places the organism in Eukaryota, Metazoa, Chordata, Chondrichthyes, Myliobatiformes, Dasyatidae. The coding region runs from base 187 to 1161 and encodes 324 amino acids. The transcript is spliced from 2 exons. Gene Ontology annotation, biological process: inflammatory response; phospholipase C-activating G protein-coupled receptor signaling pathway; positive regulation of cytosolic calcium ion concentration.
AACUGCAACCCUUUCACACUGAGGACGUGUACCUGUAGCCUGUGGAGAGGUCUGAGGCAGCAGCGUUCGCUGUCUUGCCUUCAAGCUCGGAUUUUCCUGCUGUGCCUGUCAACGGGGGAAUAGCAGCCUGCUGGUGUGUUGUGAGUGCAGAGGAGGGGCAGAGCAAGGUGCCAUAGAUGAAGGAAAAUGACGACAACUCUGGCAGAUUUUGAUCAGUACUGGCAGAACUACCCACUGUAUCCUUCAAUUGGCCAGGACGGGGAGGAGACAUUCUCAUUCUCUCUGGUGCUUUUCAGCAUCAUCUGCCUCCUGGGCAUGUGCGGGAAUGGACUGGUUAUCUGGAUCGUGGUUUUGGAAGAGAGGAAGACGGUCAGCAUGAUCUGGCUCCUGAACCUCUCCGUGGCUGACUUCAUCUUCACAGCACUGCUACCCUUUACCAUUACCCAUCAGGCCCUGGGCAACCACUGGCCAUUCGGGCACUUCCUGUGUAAGUUCCUCCCCUUCACCAACCAGCUGACCAUGUUCGCCAGCGUCUUCACGCUGACCGCUAUUGCCCUGGACAGGUUCAUCUCCAUCAUCUUCCCCAUCUGGUCACAGAAUCACCGGACGGUGAGGCUGGCGGUCGCUGUUUCAUCAGUGGUGUGGAUAUUGGCUGUGGCGCCCAGCGUCCCCUUCUUCCUGAUCCGGAAGGAUGAGGAGGAGGGAGGGGGGGCAAUUUGCUUCUACAACGAGGAUGAGUACAACCUCAGCCACCUGAUAUUGGCGAGGUUUGCUCUUGCCUUCUUGUUGCCGUUUAUCACAAUAGCUUUUUGCUACGCCGUCAUCACACGCAAGGUGAGACGGAGGUUCAAGAGAUCGUCAGACAGGUCGUGUAGGGUCACCGGCAUGGUCAUCUGUGCGUUCUUCAUCUGCUGGCUACCCUUCCACGUACUGUACCUUGUGCACUCCACCACCGGGCAGUACUUCGCCACUGCCCUGCCUCUGGCCACCUGCCUGGCGUACGCCAACAGCUGCAUCAACCCUGUGCUCUACACAUUCGCUGGCCGCGGCUCCUACCUGCACAUCAAGAGGAGAAUCCGGCUCGCGCUGAAGAACUUCCAGGCGGAGAUGAGCAACAGUGGGUCCAGGUCCGAGUCCAGGCUCAGCCGGGCCAUAGUGUGAAAUGGGCUUCGGUGACCUCGAGAGUUAUAGAGAAGUAAUUACAGAUUUAGGCCCUUUAGCCCAUCGAGUCCAUGCCAAAUCUAAUUAAACUGCCUAAUCCCAUUGACCUGCACCGGGACCAUAGCCCUCCAUACCCCUACCAUCCAUGUACCUAUUCACCACUUGUGCUGGCAGCUCACUCCACACUCUCACCACCCUCCUUGUGUUUCCCCUUAAACAUUUCAACUUUCACCCUUAACCCAUGACCUCUGGUUGUAGUCCCACCCAACCUCAGUGGAAAAAGCCAGCUUGCAAUUACACUAUCUAUACCCCUCAUAAUUUUGUAUACUUCUAUUAAACCUCCUCUUCAGUCUUCUGUGUUCCAAUGAAUAAAGUCCUAACCUAUUCAAUCUUUCAUUAUAAUUCACAUCCACCAGGCCCAGUGACAUCCUUGUAAAUUUUCUCUGAACACAAUACUUAUUUGCACCCUUCCUUGUAAGUAGGUGACCAAAACUGCAUACAAAAUUCAAAAUUAGGCCUCACCAAUGUCUUAUACAACUUCAACAUAACAUCCCAUUCCCAUAACACAACAUUCAACAUAAGUCAAUGUACAGAGUUCAAAGUAAAUUUAUUAUCAAACCACCCUGAUAUACAUUUUCUUGCAGGCAUUCACAGUAAAACAAUGGAAUUUUAUGAUGUAACUAUCCAUAAACAGACUAAGAUGGACGAAGUGUAUGAAAG